This is a messenger RNA of Rotaria sp. Silwood2, 1809 nucleotides long. Lineage: Eukaryota; Metazoa; Rotifera; Eurotatoria; Philodinida; Philodinidae. The record is from the annotation of a GenBank genome assembly.
AUGGCAUCAUUCGGUGAUUUACUAGGAGCUCCAAUCAUCUCAUAUACCUCAUUGCGUGUUGAUAAUCUUCACCCUGAUGUUAAUGAGGCUAUGUUAUUCGACAAAUUUGCAAGUGUUGGUCCAGUUUCAUCAAUUCGAGUCUUUCGUGAUAUAAUUACACGACGAUCACUUGGCUAUGCUGAAGUCAAUUUUCAACAAGCAGCUGAUGCUGAAUAUGCAUUCGAUACAAUGAAUUUUGGUUUACUUCAUGGUCGUCCAUUACAUAUUAUGCGGUGUCAACGUGAUUCAGCAUUACGUAAAUCGGAUGUUACCAAAGUUUUUAUUGAAAAUUUAGAUGAAAGAAUUGAUGAUAAAUUACUUUAUGAUACAUUUUCGGCUUUUGGCAAUGUCUUAUCAUGCAAAAUCAUGAUAAGAAAAAAUAAUCAAUCAAAAGGUUAUGGUUUCGUUCAUUUCGAAACACAAGAUGCAGCAGAUAAUGCUAUUAAAAAAGUCAAUGGUAUGUCAUUAGCUGACAAAAAAGUUCAUAUUGAAUAUGAUGAAAAUGGACAUUCAAAAGGUUUUGGUUUUUGUAGUUUUGAAAAUCCAAAAGAAGCUGAAGAAGCUGUUCAAAAUUUAAAUAGAUAUUCAAUUGGGGAUAAACAACUUUGGGUUGGCCGUUUUCAAACGAAAAGUGAACAAUUAUCGAACAUAACGCGUAAAAAAGAUUUACAACAACAGGAACGUAUGAAUGAAUAUCAAAAUGUUAAUUUAUACAAUUUAUACAUUAGCAAUUUGGAUGAUACUAUUGAUGAUGAACGAUUAAAAAAAGAAUUUUCAAAAUUUGGAACAAUAACUAGUGCUAAAGUUAUGGCAGAAAAUGGUCGAUCAAAAGGUUUUGGUUUCGUUUCUUUUAGUACAACGGAUGAAGCAGCAAAAGCUAUUACUGAAAUGAAUGGUUCUUUUGUCGGUUCUAAACCACUUUAUGUUGCAUUAGCUCAAAGAAAAAAAGAACGUCGUAUGCAUUUAACUAAUCAUCAUAUGCAAUAUAUUGCAACAGCACAUGUAUCACCACAAAUGGAAUUACCAUUUCCAAAUGAAAUGUGUCUUAUGAUGCCAUAUUUAUUAACACCAAUGGACCCAUCACAACCAUGUAACUUCUAUCCAUCAAUAGCAAUGCCAAUUUAUCAAUUCGCACAACCAUGUUGGUCAUCACCUGUAACUACCACCGAUGCUAUGAGAUCACAAACAAGUACUCAAAUGAUUGGUAUACAAAUCUCACCAUCAGCUAUGACUGAUGUUGGAUCUCGAUCAACAAUGCCAAUGGGAAUUCGACCAACAUCAAAAUCAGGACAAAUGAUGGCUGACACUUCUGUUCGACCAUGUGUUGGAGUACAAUCACAACAAGCAGCAGCUUAUACUCGUACAGCACGAAAUAUGCCACCUAAUAAUCCAACUGGAUUUUCAGAUUCAAUUGUAGUUACUGAACAAAAACCAUUAACAUUAGCUGCUCUUGCUAAUGCAACACCAUUAGAGCAAAAACAAAUGUUAGGUGAACGUUUAUUUCCAUUAAUUCAACAAAUUCAACUAGAAUUAGCUGGUAAAAUAACUGGCAUGCUUCUCGAAAUUGAUAAUACUGAACUUCUUCAUAUGCUCGAAUCAAGUGAAUUACUUAAAGCUAAAGUUGAACAAGCUAUUGCCAUACUUCAAACAUAUCAAGCCAAACAAGCAGCAACUAAUUCAGCUGCUCAAAAAAAUCAAAUAUCAUCAUUUAAAAAAAUAAAAAUAAAACAAAAUCCAAGCAAAUGCAUUGGCAUAUAUACAUACACAUAG